GAUUACACCUAACGGAUUCUCGAAAACUCUAAAAUAACCCCACAAAGACAGCUCCCUACUUCAACAAACGGCUCCAUUUAUGUAUUUUCCUUAUAGACUCCAUUGCCACUUGUAUCAUACUUUUACAGUAUCACUCAACCCACAAAGCCAAAGGCAGAAGAAGAAACAAGGAAGGAGAUAUUAGGGUUUCUGUUAUCGGCCUUAAUCCCAUUGCUUAGCAAUCACAGAUCCACUGUUCUAUGGAUUCUUCAAUUUGCAUAAACGAGUCGCUGACAGAUGACGAGCUGAGGUCGAUUUUGUCAAAGCUGGAGAGCGACAAGGAUAAGGAGAUAUUCGGGUUGGUAUGCAAGAGAUGGCUUCGUUUGCAGAGCACUGAAAGGAAGAAACUUGCUGCUCGUGCGGGACCUCACAUGCUUCAGAAGAUGGCUGCCAGGUUCUCUCGCUUGAUUGAAUUGGAUCUUUCUCAGUCAGUUUCCAGGUCCUUCUAUCCUGGUGUUACUGACUCUGAUCUUUCGGUCAUUGCUAAUGGGUUCAAAUGCUUGAGGGUCCUCCAAUUGCAGAAUUGUAAAGGAAUUACUGAUAGUGGGAUGCGGUCAAUUGGAUGUGGUCUGCCUUCUCUACAGUCUUUGGAUGUAUCAUAUUGCAGAAAGCUAACAGAUAAGGGGUUGUUAUCUGUUGCUGAAGGUUGUAGAGAUCUACUGUACCUACAUCUUGCUGGAUGCAGAUUCGUCACUGAUGGUGUGCUAAAAGCUCUUUCUAAGAACUGUCCUAAUCUAAAAGAGUUGGGCCUGCAAGGAUGCACCAACAUAACUGACCACGGGCUAACAGAUCUUGUCAGUGGUUGCCAGCGAAUCCAGUACUUAGACAUCAAUAAGUGCAGCAAUGUUGGGGACAUUGGAAUUUCCAAUCUUUCAAAGGCAUGUUCAUAUUGUCUCAAGACACUGAAGUUGUUGGAUUGCUACAAAGUUGGGGAUGAAUCUGUAUUAUCCUUAGCCAAAUUUUGCGAUAAUCUUGAAACCCUUAUUAUAGGGGGCUGUCGAGACAUCUCUGAUAAGUCUAUAAAAUCAUUGGCUUCAGCCUGUAAAAAUAGUUUAAAGAAUUUGCGUAUGGACUGGUGUUUAAGUAUCUCCGACUCUUCAUUAAGCUGUAUCCUCACUGAGUGCAGAAAUCUAGAGGCUCUUGACGUUGGAUGCUGUGAGGAGGUUACAGAUGCUGCUUUUCAAGGUUUAGGAACUAUAAAAAGUGAAUUAAGGCUGAAGGUUUUGAAAGUUAGCAACUGUCCGAAGAUAACAGUGUCUGGGAUAGGCAUGCUUUUGGAGAAGUGCAGCACUUUAGAGUACCUUGAUGUGAGAUCCUGCCCUCAUAUUACAAAGUCAGGUUGUGAUGAGGCUGGGUUGCAGUUUCCUGAACGGUGUAAAGUAAAUUACACAGGAAGCUUGAAUGAGCCAUAUCUUCUGGCUUGAGAGUUGAGACCCCAAAUUUACAGAUUGGAAUUCAGGGGAAGUUCUGUCAUUGGAAACUCUUAGUCAUCCUUCCUGAAAAGUCAGUAGAGUAUCACAAUGAACAAAGGCUUUUUCCUGCCAAUCUUUUCUUGUACUUGUACAAACUAUGCAUUUGACUUUGAUUCAUUCAUGCUUGGUAUUUUUUAUCUAUUCAUCACCUAGGUUGUUUAUGUAUAUUAUGCAUGUACAUUGUUUCUUCUGUUGUUUUACAUGUCUAUUUAUCUUUGUUUUUGGUUUUU
Molecule: messenger RNA, 1741 nt
Organism: Manihot esculenta (cassava)
Lineage: Eukaryota; Viridiplantae; Streptophyta; Magnoliopsida; Malpighiales; Euphorbiaceae
Product: F-box/LRR-repeat protein 4
Exons: 2
Coding region: 240-1463 (407 amino acids)
Biological process (GO): SCF-dependent proteasomal ubiquitin-dependent protein catabolic process
Cellular component (GO): SCF ubiquitin ligase complex
Molecular function (GO): protein binding
Source: RefSeq, a predicted model, not a curated record